AUGAUACUUGUGCUGUUGUUUUUCACCAUUUCAGGUUUCAACCAGAUCAGUCAUGGCCAUCGCUGUAAUCAUCAUGAAUGUCACCGUGUGCCGUCGUCCUCGGACGUGAGUCGCUGCUGCCAGAUCUGCUACAUCUGCGCGAAGAACUUCCCCAAGACCGUCAGCAUCUGGGCCAUCACGCACGUGGCUUCCCAGGGCUCGCAGAACCUGGCGCUGCAAGACUUGGUGGAGAAGAUGGCGGUGCUCCAGGACGUGACGAAGUUCCAGCAGUCCGAUGCCCUCUUCUCCCAGAAGCUGACGAAGUACGCGGAGAUCCUAGCGAACUCGGGUCGGCUCACUGCCGCCAUGCGCUACCUCUGCCUUCUUCCAGAUGACAACUCCUCGGCCACGCUCCGGGAUCGGAUCUUCAACUCUGCCCCAGCACAGAUGGGCCAAAU
This is a messenger RNA of Symbiodinium sp. CCMP2456, 437 nucleotides long. The record is from the annotation of a GenBank genome assembly. NCBI's taxonomy places the organism in Eukaryota, Dinophyceae, Suessiales, Symbiodiniaceae.